Coturnix japonica (Japanese quail) is the source of this 2976-nucleotide messenger RNA. It is a transcript of the gene C1QTNF2, whose product is annotated as C1q and TNF related 2. Gene Ontology annotation, molecular function: protein binding. NCBI's taxonomy places the organism in Eukaryota, Metazoa, Chordata, Aves, Galliformes, Phasianidae. The record is from RefSeq and is a predicted model, not a curated record.
AAUGAUCCAGCCUUACUGCUUCGCCUGAAUUAUUCCAUACACAAGAAGCUUGUUUCCACACUCAGCAUGAGAUUUGCUUCCCUUCUAAGACUGAGCAUCAAUUCCCAUUGCCCACAGCCCUACAAAUGCUGCCCAUAGUGGCAGUGGCUACGGCAGAGCAGAACCCACCCAGGCCCAGUCUCAGAUCUCUGCAGCAGCCUGCAGGGGAGAGGAAGGGGAAAGGCUCCCCAGGCACCAGGAUCUCUCCAGCCAUGUGUGUGCAAAACUUCUGCCCACGCCACGUGACAGAGGAAGAGGCUCGGAUCCAUUACACAAUAAUACAAAUAUGCCUUUGGCAAAGCUGAGCCAAAACCUAGAGCUGCAGCGGGAAGCCAGCAAUACACGCGAAACGGGGAAAAACAUUAAACGAAAGGAAAGAGCCAUCAAAGUCAGAACUGCAGAGCUCACUCGGAAGGACGCGGCCGCAGUAGGACAGGGUUUGAGCUCCAUGACGUGACAGCAAUCUGCAGCAAAACAUCUGCCGCAAGCUGAGCGGAAUCCCAGCGCCUGUCAAGACCUCACUGAAGAGAUUGAGCCUGAGCUGUGCCAUGAUUUCUGCCGUCCUCCUCCUCUGGACUGUGCCCUGUGUGGCCAACCACAUCCUCGGGGGCUUUGCCAAGGCAGCGUUGCAGGAGGGCCCCCAGCUGACGUGCAGCCUGCCGGGGCCCCCCGGUCCUCCUGGCCCUCCUGGUGCACCUGGGACUCCAGGGACAGUUGGCAGGAUGGGCUUCCCAGGGAAAGAUGGCAAAGAUGGCAAGGAUGGGGACAAAGGAGAUCACGGUGAUGAAGGUCCACAGGGCAGAACAGGAAACCCAGGCAAGCCGGGACCAAAGGGGAAAGCAGGAGCCAUUGGCAAGGCUGGUCCACGAGGACCAAAGGGUUUAAAGGGUAAUCCUGGAAAAAAUGGAGCACCGGGAAAGAAAGGACCCAAAGGGAACAAAGGUGAGACUGGGAUGCCAGGACCCUGCACCUGCAAUGCCAACAAAGCCAAAUCUGCCUUCUCUGUAGCUGUCUCUAAGAGCUACCCAAGAGAAAGGCUCCCCAUCAAAUUUGACAGGAUCCUGAUGAAUGAAGGAGGACAUUACAAUGCUUCCAGUGGGAAAUUCGUGUGCAGCAUCCCAGGGAUUUACUACUUCACUUAUGAUAUCACCUUGGCCAACAAACAUUUGGCCAUUGGCUUGGUCCACAAUGGGCAGUACCGGAUCAAGACUUUUGAUGCCAACACUGGGAACCAUGACGUUGCCUCUGGAUCAACCAUUCUUUCUCUGAAGCUAGACGAUGAGGUGUGGCUGCAGAUCUUUUAUUCUGAACAAAACGGGCUCUUUUAUGAUCCCUAUUGGACAGACAGCUUAUUUACUGGCUUCCUGAUCUACCCUGACCAAGAUUAUCUCAAUGAAAUAUAGAGUGAGAAACAAAUAAAUAAGAAAUGGAUGCAACUUCAGUCCAGCAAAGCGUAGCCUGCACAUGGACGUGUGUGAUACUAUCUCAUAAUUUCAAUUUUUUUUGGCACUAACAGCCCAUAUAGGCAAUACAGAUAUUUACUUGAUGUCACCAACUAGCCCAUGAAGUAUAUCAGGAUCUGUAGGAUCUACCUUGAAGUGACCUCAUGAUUCUGUAAACCUGGAAGCCAUCUGCUAUGUUUUCCCACUGUUUGAACAUGCCACAGACAUGUAACUCAAAUACUGGUGCAGAAUGUUUUGAUUUUAUGUUAUUGUAAUGCAAGAAGACCAAAAACCAUUUCCUGCAAACUGAGCUUAUAAGUGCCAUUGAUGUUGGAGAUUCUAUCAGUGCCCCUCCUUCUCCCACCCUCAGUAAUAACAAUAAUAAAACUUGCUACUUUACUAGCUGGUAAAGCCAGCUACUUAGAAGUCAGGAAGUUAUCAGCUGCUGUUAAAAAAGUACCAGCAGCCCUCAGCCUCAUCAAAGCAGAUCUAAUAAGCAAAGGCAUCCUGUUUAAAUAGGACACAAAGAAGAGAGCUCAUCUAAGGCUAAAGGUAAAACCCCUGGUAAGACACACUCCAUCAAAUUGAGCACUGCUGGUGUUGCUCAGAGUUCAGCCACAACACAGCAGUGCUGGAGUUUUGCAUCUGCUUUCAGGAGAGUGUCAAAAAGCAGUGACCAAAACCUAACAUUGGCUGUGCAAGCCCAAUGCCUGCCAGCCUCUGAUCCAUGAUGGAGGGCAAUGCUGUAGAUAACACUCAAUUUUUAGAGAGAGAGCAUGAACCUUCACUCCAGAAACAGAGGUAUCAACUCCCACUCCCCCAUCUUUUCCAUCUUUUGCUGGAAGGAAAUACUGAUGCUGCUGAGGAGCUCCUCACAGGCUUAAUGCUGCAGAUAGGCUCUGUCUUACUGACGUGCUUUCCUUUUCUGAUUGUGUAUAUCAAAUAUUACAGACGAUCCAGUCUUAACACAGUUGUUCUAAAUUGUACUAAAAAGAAAAACAAGGCAGAAAAGACCAGAGGUGAGCUUUUUGGUCUUGCUAUGAUAUGUUUUGCAUUUUUCCCCACCCCAGCCAACAGCCAUACAGGGAUAUGCUCCCAAAUGGAGCAUUAUCAUCACAGCAAAGAGCUCUGCAGCUGUAUGGCUGCUCAGCUGGAUGCCUUGCCCCAGUGUGUGCAGCCACUCUCAAAAGUCUGUCUGCAGUCAGAGAGGAGUCUUCCUCAAUAUCUGACACAUCUUCUUGGUCCCACACUCUUGUCUGCAACACAAAAACUCAUAUCAAUUUCCAGUUCCUCUCAUCUGCACAUUUAGACAUUGAGGAGAUAGCCCAGAAGAACAAAUUAAGAUAUAUACAUAUGUAUAUAUAUAUAUAAACCUUUCUUCUACAAGUCAUUAUACUUGCAUGAUUUUUGAACAUUAAUUGCGACAUAUCUCAUGAAAAUCUUUUCAAAUACUUAUUAUUUUUUUUAAUAAAGCCGAACAAAGCUACCACUGCAA